GUUGUAAUUGAAAGAGCCGCGAGAGAAAGAGAGGUAUGUAUUUUUCCAUGUCUCUGAUUCACUAUCUCGUUGAUCCAAUUAGUUUAUUGAGUUUAUGGGUUUUGUAGAAACUACAUUGAGAGAGGAAGAACAUAGGAGCUAUGCCUCUGAUACAGAAGCUUCGUUAAAGACAUUCUAGCUACAUUGGUUAGUCUUUUUCCUUUACUCUAAUUUGGUUUCAGAUAGAGAUAUAGCUAUGGGGCGUUUGUGUUCAAUGGUAGCUAUUGUGUUCAAUGGUAGAGAUAAAGCUUCUCACAUGAACUUAAUCUAAUUUAACAAUCUUUUUAAUUCUUCUUCAAUUCGUAUGAUGAUCUACUUAAUCUUUGAAGGGAGUAGAUAUAUAAAUGGAGCAGCAAGAAACGGAUCAAACUUCAUCAAAGUGGAUCAAACAUCAUCAAAGCAUCUCUGUUUCAUUUUCUUCUCUCAGAGGUUAGUAGACAAUCCUUUUAAUGCGUGUUAGACAUAGAUUAGAUUGGAAUUAAAUGGACUUUAGUAACAUGUACUUGCUAGUUGCGAGAAGGCUUUACAAUAAAUUUCUUGGUCGCUUUGAUGAGUUUAGGUAGAUUCAUUGACUUUGUUGGUUGUUUUAGUUUUAGGUAGAUAUAUUGAAUGCCAUUAACACAUAACACCUACUAAACUCUCCUUAAAUUUGGUUUUAAAACCGAGCAACUCUCUCUUUCUCAUUUCAUAUCACCUUCUCCUUUGAUAUUUCCUUUCAUAAAAUAGAACAAGCUCUCCUUCUCCUUUUUUUAAUUCCUUCUCCUGUGCUAUGGAUCCAUUUAGUCAUCCUUGUAGCUUUCAAAACCUCUUAAACAGUCAACAACCCAACACCUCCUUCUCUGUUGUCAGUCGUGAACCUUCAAUAGAACUCUCUGCCUCCGAUGCGUCUGUAUUUGGUACACAAUCGCCUGAAGAUGCAAACAAAGAUGCAACCUUUGUGUCUGACCGUAAAGAAAGACGGAAAUGGUCACCAAUUGAAGAUGUUGUGCUUAUAAGUGCUUGGCUUAACACGUCGAAAGAUUCGGUGACAGGAAAUGAGCAAAAAGCAAUUGUGUUUUGGAAACGGAUUACGGCUUAUUUUGCAUCAAGUCCUAAGCUUGCGGGUUUGCCAAAGAGAGAGCCAAGUCACUGUAAACAAAGGUGGGGGGAGAUUAAUGAGGGUGUAUGUAAGUUUGUUGGCUGUUAUGAUGCGGCAAUGAAACAGAAAUCUAGUGGGCAGAGUGAGAAUGAUGUCUUGAUAGUGGCUCAUGAAAUCUUCUUCAAUGAAUACAAGGUAAAAUUUACACUCGAGCAUGCAUGGUUGGAGCUUCGCCAUGAUCAGAAGUGGUGUGGAGCUUCUUCAACUAGAGAUAAGGUUAGCUCGAAAAGAAUAAAUUUAGAUGAUAGCUCGGCACAGUCAUCAACGUUUGUGGCAGGAGAGGAUAAAGCUAUGGCUCGUCCUGUUGGUGUGAAAGCAGCAAAUGCGAAAGGUAGAAGCAAGGCAACGGCUUUUGGAGAAGAAGUGAAGCCGCUAGUGGAGUUUCAGAGCAUGUGGGAGAUAAGGCAAAAGGACUUUGCCUUGAAGGAGCAGCUUAACAAGCAAAAAUUGCUUGACAGCUUGAUUGCCAAGACAGAGCCACUUAGUGAGCUUGAAAUCGCCUUGAAAAAUAAACUAAUAACUGACAUGUUGUCAAGUUAGAAUGGCUAGUUUGGUUUGUGCUUAAUGUCGAGUUGUUUGUUUGGCUUCUCGGGUCUUUAUGCUUAAUGUCGAGUCUAGUUUGGUUUGUGCUUAAUGUCGAGUUGUUUGUUUGGCUUCUCGGGUCUUUAUGCUUGUUCUUAUCUUGGUCUCUUUGUUUUCUUUGUUGUCUUUGUUUCGGUUACGUUUAAUGUAAUGCUUAAUGUAAUUCUUAAUGCUUAAUGCUUAAUGUCUUAAUGUAAUGCUUAAUGCUUAAUGUCUUGUUGCUGUUAUGUGUUUCUCCUGUUGGUCUGUGGUGGUCUGAUGUAUCCUUUGUCUCUUUGUUUUUAUUGCAGGUGGUCUGGUAUGUCUUUCUCGUGAUGGCCAACAUGUGACAGAAGAAGACAGUAUUUACAAUGUAAUAACUUGUUGUAUUUUUUUGUUCAAGCUUUAUGAGUUGUAUCUCGUGUGUUGACAGUAACCUUGUGACAUAAAAAGAUAAUAUGUAUCAGGUUUUAUGUUUUAUAGCUUGUGACAUAAGAAGACAAUAUGUUUCAUGUUUUAUAGGUUCUUUAUAAAUUGUACCAACACGAGAGAUAGCAACACUAAGCAAUAUCUUCUUUCUUAUCAACCUCCAAAUAAACAACAACAACAACUCGAGAGAGAGAGAGCAAGAGUUUCUUUCUUAUUUUCCACAAUCUCACAUUGUUGCUUCUUUCUUAUCAAUCAUACUUGUUUCUUAUUUUUCUCCAAAUAAUCAAAUCUUUCUUAACACUUUCUAAAUGGCAUCUUCUUCUUCUAAUAAUUUCGAGGAAAUAGAUGAAAAAUUCGAUCAAAUUUUUGAUCAACAAUUCGAAAAUCUCCUCAUUCAUAUUGAAGAUCGUCAAGAAGCAUCAAGGUCAAAAAAGAAACGAGCCUACAUUGAGAGACAACGAGAACAAGGACACAUGCAGUUAUGGAACUAUUAUUUUAGUGAAGAUGCAACAUAUCCUUCUCACAUGUUUCGACGCCGUUUUCGAAUGAAUAAGCCCUUGUUCAUGCGUAUUGUUGAUCGAAUCUCUGCUGAAAUCCCAUACUUUCAACAAAGAAGAGAUGCUACUGGAAGGUUCGGUCACUCUGCGUUACAAAAGGCAACGGCAUCAAUUCGUAUGAUGGCAUAUGGUUGCCCAGCUGAUGCGGUAGACGAAUACCUCCGACUUGGUGAGACCACCGCACUUUUAUGCUUGGAACAUUUUGUUCAAGGAAUCAUAAAUUUAUUUGGAGAUGAGUAUCUAAGAAGACCCACGCCAGAAGAUCUUCAACAACUACUCGAUAUUGGAGAGAUACACGGAUUUCCUGGGAUGAUAGAAAGCAUUGAUUAUAUGCAUUGGGAGUGGAAGAAUUAUCCGACCGCAUGGAAAGGUAAAUAUACACGUGGAUCAGGAAAGCCAACCAUUGUUUUAGAGGCUGUAACUUCACAAGAUCUCUGGAUAUGGCAUGCGUUUUUCGGACCUCCAGGUACAUUAAACGAUAUCAAUAUUCUUGAUCGAUCACCGGUUUUUGAUGAUAUAUUACAAGGUCGAGCUCCAAAAGUUAAUUACAUUGUCAACGGACACGAGUACCAUUUGGCUUACUAUCUCACAUAUGGUAUUUAUCCAAAAUAGGCUACUUUUGUCCAAUCUAUUCCACUUCCGCAAGGUCUGAAAGCAUCCUUAUUCGUUACACAUCAAGAAGCUGUACGUAAAGAUGUCGAGCGUUCUUUUGGGGUCUUGCAAGCUCGAUUUGCCAUAGUCAAAAAUCCAGCUCUUUUGUGGGAUAAAAUAAAAAUUGGAAAUAUAAUGAGAGCAUGUAUCAUUCUACAUAAUAUGAUCGUAGAAGACGAACGAGAUGGGUACAUUCAGUUUGAUGUUUCAGUUUUCGCACAACCGGAAUCAAACCAAAGUUCACAAGUGGAUUUCACGUAUUCUACAGAUAUGCCUUCAAAUCUCGGCAAUAUGAUGCGCAUUCGGAAUCGAGUUCGUGAUAAAACAAUACAUCAACAAUUGAAAGCUGAUUUGGUUGAGAAUAUAUAGCAAAAAUUUGGAACAAAUCAAGAUUUCAACUAAUCGGCUUUUUCUCGUUUAUGAUUUGUAUUUGUAUUUUUAAUAUGCUUUUAUGUCAUUUUUAUUAAAAAAAAUUGUAUGCUUUUAUUUUAAAUCAUUCUACUUAAAAAAAUAAAAAAAAAAUAUUUAAGAACCCAUACGAGGUUCUCCCAUUGGAAGAGGAAAAAAAUAUUUGCACUAACAAAGGUUCUUAACUUCUCAAAUCACCUUAUUAACUACUAAUUUAAUCAUAAGAGUCCAUUGGAAGUUCUAAUGGAUGGACUUGCUCUAAUGAGAAGUUGACAACUGUCACAAAAUGAUAUUAUCUUCUUGAUGAUGUGGCAUGAAAAGAGAGAUAACUCUCCUUUAUUAUUAUAGACUAGGAUCGGUCCGGACUACGCCGCUCUCCUUUAUUAUUAUAGACUAGGAUCGGUCCGGACUACGCCGGGGUUUUUGUUUAAAUUUUAGUUUUGUAUUAUAUAUUUUAUAUGUUAAUUUUGAUAUAUAAAUAUUAUAAUCUAUUAUAAAAAUAUAAGUAUUUAGACAAUUAUAAACAAGCAGGAUUCAAUUAUUUUAUAUAUUUUUAUUUUCUUUAUAUUUUGUUCAAUUUUGUUUCUCAAACUAUUAUUUUUGGAAAUUUGUUUUGAUCAUCUAUUAGCUUUUAGUUGUUGUUUUGCGUUAAUACCUUGUUAAUUUCACUUAACUGAAAAUUAUUUAUUUAAAGAAAAAAAACCAAUGGGAUUCACUUCUUUGAUAUAUAGUUUUUAAUAUUGGUUUGAUAAAACAUUUAAAAUCAACUCAGCGAUUCCGAUAUUUUUUGUUAUUACGAAUUUUCUCAUGUUAAUUAUCUCUUUGAAUUUUUUGAACAAAAAAAGCAGUGAGUAAUUUUGUUAUACGGCAUUAGCUUCACGAUUCUAAUCAAAUCACUGAAAUUAUAGAUUACACACUUUAUUACGAAAGAAACGGAUGCAUGGAUAAAAAUUAAGUGAAUAACAAAGUUGAUCUUAUACGGCAAUAUAUUGAUCUCAACCAUAGCACUGACACAUUGAGAUGCCAUAGUUUCUUCUUUACCACUUUGUGUCAUCCUUUUAAAUCCCUGAACACAAAAAAAAACAUCAACUUACAAUAAGCUACAUGAGCUGCAACGAAGCGCAAAUAACACCAUUAAUUAUUCCACUGAAUCAAACUUAGAAUUGACUCAUCAAAUACCAAUAGAAAACUCAACUCUUUGUUUGAAUCUAUUGAAGAAAGUCAGAAUCUUUUGGCAAAAGACGAACCUGUUAUCAAGCUGGUCACCUAUAUCAAAUUCAAGAGGAAAAAAAAAAGAUUCUUUGACUACCCCUAGCUUGAGUGGAAUCUAAACGAAGCUGACAAAGAUGUGAUCAUCAAUAAACUUUGAGAACGAUACGUAGCUGCAAAAUUCAGUGAAAGGCCAAUAUAGUGCUUUACUUUUCUGUGACUCGUUGAUAUUGUCCUAGAAAAUGAACAGCAAUCGAAGGGGAAGCAUAAAGGAGAUUAUCAAAGGGAGAAGAAUUAAAAAAAAACAAUAAAAGAACAAACUGAAACAAAAUCAACCACCAAAAUCGAAAUCUAAAUCAUCUCCCAUAACGAAGCUUUUGAAUUAAAAAAAUUGAUAAUCAAUACAUGAAUAAAUUUAACAGAAUCCACAAACAAAAUCAAAAACGAAAUCAUCUCCCAUAAACUAAAGCUUUUGAAAAAGUUUGAUCAUUAUGAGUUUCAAAACCAAUAUAUCAAGCGAAAAGAACUUAUAAAAUUCAGAGGAUAAAUUUAAA
Molecule: messenger RNA, 5546 nt
Organism: Brassica napus (rape)
Lineage: Eukaryota; Viridiplantae; Streptophyta; Magnoliopsida; Brassicales; Brassicaceae
Product: glutathione S-transferase T3-like
Exons: 1
Coding region: 809-1717 (302 amino acids)
Source: RefSeq, a predicted model, not a curated record